Molecule: messenger RNA, 1261 nt
Organism: Gilbertella persicaria
Lineage: Eukaryota; Fungi; Mucoromycota; Mucoromycetes; Mucorales; Choanephoraceae
Product: isocitrate dehydrogenase, NAD-dependent
Exons: 10
Coding region: 31-1173 (380 amino acids)
Biological process (GO): isocitrate metabolic process; tricarboxylic acid cycle
Cellular component (GO): mitochondrion
Molecular function (GO): NAD binding; isocitrate dehydrogenase (NAD+) activity; magnesium ion binding
Source: RefSeq, a predicted model, not a curated record
UUUUUUCGGCAAGAUUUGCUUUUUUUCAUAAUGUUCUUGUCUCGCACUUCUUCUGCUGCACUCAAGGCUAGUGCUUGGGCCUCUGUCAAAUCCAACUCUGUUCGCGCUAUCACUACCGCUACUCCUAGCAUUACACAAGCCUUCAAUGCUCAAAAGAACAGCAAUGGUAACUACUUGGUCACUUUGAUUCCUGGUGAUGGUAUCGGUCCCGAAAUCUCUCGCUCUGUUAAGGAUAUUUUCGCUGCUGCCAAGACUCCUAUUGAAUGGGAAGAAGUUGAUGUCACUCCCGUCUUGAAGGAUGGUAAGACUGCCAUCCCUGACGAAGCCAUUGCCAGUGUUCGUAAGAGUACUGUUGCUCUCAAGGGUCCUCUUGCCACACCUAUCGGUAAGGGUCACGUUUCUCUUAACUUGACUCUCCGUCGUACCUUCAACUUGUAUGCCAACGUCCGUCCUUGUCGUUCUGUUGCUGGUUACAAGACCCCUUAUGAAAACGUUGAUACUGUUCUCAUUCGUGAAAACACUGAAGGUGAAUACUCUGGUAUUGAACACGAAGUUAUUGACGGUGUUGUUCAAUCCAUCAAGUUGAUUACUAAGGAAGCCUCUGAACGUGUUGCUCGUUAUGCUUUCACUUAUGCCGAAUCUGUUGGUCGUGACCGUGUCACUGCUGUUCACAAAGCAAGCAUUAUGAAGUUGGCUGAUGGUCUCUUCUUGGACGCCUGUAAGCAAGUUUCUAAGGACUUCCCCAACAUCAAGUUCGAUGAUGUCCUCUUGGAUCGUGCUUGUCUUCACAUCACUGCCGACCCCUCUCUUUACGCCGACACCGUCAUGGUCAUGCCCAACUUGUACGGUGAUAUCUUGUCCGAUAUGAGUGCUGGUUUGAUCGGUGGUCUUGGUUUGACUCCUUCUGGUAACAUUGGUCGUGAUGCUUCCAUCUUCGAAGCUGUCCACGGUACUGCUCCUGAUAUUGCUGGUCAAGACAAGGCUAACCCCACUGCUCUUCUCCUUUCUGGUAUCAUGAUGUUGAAGCACAUGCGUCUUACUUCUCAAGCUGAAAACAUUGAGCAAGCUGUCUUCAAGACUCUUGCUGAAGGCAAGGCCUUGACUGCUGAUUUGGGUGGUCGUGCUUCCAACACUGAAUACACUAACGCCGUCAUCUCUAACUUGAAAUUCUAAAAUAUAUACAUAUAAAUAAGCAUACAUAUACACAUGCACGCAUUAUUAUAAAAAAAAAAAGAAAAAUAAAUAUAUUCAUUAUAUAAUA